AUGAGUUGUGGGGCGCCGCCCAGCGCCUGCAUGGCGGGCAUGGGGUACAAGGUGGAGGGCAUGGAGCUGCGCUACGGGAUGGAGGCGGCGCUCACCUCGCUGGUGGUGCCCUGCGCUAGCUGCGUUCACGUGGCCAUCCCGGAGGUUCGCUUGGAGCAGGAGACUGAGGCCAUCCCCGAAGAGGGCGGCGAGGUGAGUGUGGAGGUGUCGGAUCUCGAGACCGCGAAUGUGGACGUGGUGUGCCGCUUCCGGCAUGCGGCUUCGAAGCUGGGGCCCAUGUUCACCAAGCCUGCGCUGGUGCCGGCGCGCCUGGAGGACUCCCACAUCACCUGCAAGGCUCCGGACUGGAACACGUCCCUGGAGGGCGGCUUCGGCGGCGACCUCACCUACCGCAGGGACGAGGCCUGGUGGUGGCUGCUCGACUUGGCCCUGGACGGCGGCAACCAGUGGCGGCCAAAGGAGCCUCUCAAGGUGAACGUCACCCGGGUCUUUGUCACAAACCUGGCACCCAGCGAGCUUAUCGUCUUGCCCCCGUCCAGGAACUGGAGCGUGGAGGAGCCGGUCAACUCCACGUGCCUGGAGCCCCAUCACUGGGCGAGACGGCGCGGCAAGGAUCUCUUUGGUCGACUUCUGGCUGUCAACACCGGGGCGGUGAGCGUGGCCACGGGGCCGCUGGAGACCGCCGUGGAGCACUUCGCGCCGGCCAUGCCGGGGGUCCGGGGCCCCGCUCCGCUGAUUCAGUAUUCUGCCGGCUUUGCAGUGGAGCUAAAGCCUGGGCUCGGGGAGAUGAGGGAUGUGACCGGAUGA
Molecule: messenger RNA, 807 nt
Organism: Effrenium voratum
Lineage: Eukaryota; Dinophyceae; Suessiales; Symbiodiniaceae
Source: the annotation of a GenBank genome assembly